Molecule: messenger RNA, 904 nt
Organism: Lymnaea stagnalis (great pond snail)
Lineage: Eukaryota; Metazoa; Mollusca; Gastropoda; Lymnaeidae
Source: the annotation of a GenBank genome assembly
UACCCUGUACUACUACAGCUACACCAUGUACUACCACAACUAGUCCUGCUACACCUACCUAUACAAUCGCACCAACAUCAUCUACAACUAGUCAAGUUUCAUCACUCAACACCAUGACACCAGCGAAGACAGAUUUUACCAUUCACCCGACGACCGUCAGCACGUCUCCAUCUUCUGAAGGUAUGUUGCCGUAGUCGCCUAAAAAUUGUGUGGAGUUUGGCCUACUUCAACAGCAAUGCUUGUGAAGCAAAAUAGUCUCUAGCAAUAAAUUCAAAGCCUGAUACAACGAAACAAAACAAAAAUCAAUACGAAAUAACAAUAUAACAGGGAACCUUAUUAUAUACAGUUCAUUAUCUUGUGAAUUUUUUCGAAUGUUAAACUAAUUAUUAAGAAGUUAUAGUAUAUUAGUUUCAUUGACAACAGUAUUUUAAAAUAGCGACAACUUGUUCCUAAAACAGAGGUGUGCAAUAUACGAUCCGUGGGCCAAAUGCGGCCCGCUGAAACGUUUGAUGCGGCCCACCAAAAAAAAUAAUAAUAAUAAUUAUAAUUCCAUGCGCCCAUUUGAAAAAAAAAGAUGCUUCCUACCGCUUUCCAAAAUGAUUUAGCUACUAAGUAGGGAUGCAAGGAAAACUAUUUGCACAGUUAUGCCAAUUAAAAUCCUGGCACUUUGCAUUAUACUGAUAACCCAUUAAGAAACACUCCCAAACAAGUCUAAUGGCUACGCAAAUAUUUUUGUUAAUUUUGUUUUCAGGCACAGAAAAUCCUAUCUUAGAACUUCAAACAAACUUCUGCUACAUUGGCGGAAGUUGUUCAACUUUAAACAACAUCCGGCACCUACUUAUUUGUGGCGAUUUCUGUCUGGACGACAGCGCUUGUCUGGGAAUCAACUUCCGGGUCAUGAACG